UUGGGUGUGUGUGUGUGUGUGUGAGCCUCACUCUCUCUACAUGUCUCUGUCUCUGAGCCGGCAUGAUGGACAACUCGGGGAAGUUCAGCAGCAGUACGGCACCGAUGCCUGGCUUGGCAACUGGAGAAGAAUUAAACCUGGUUCUGACUGGAAACUCGCAGUUUCAUCAUCAAGGGAUGAAACUGGAAGCUGUGAUGGAGCAUUUGCAAAGGCAGCAGCAAGCCCGGCUGGAGAUGGAAGGCAGGGAGAGGAAGGACCGAGAGAUCCGAAACGCCCACAUCUUCUACGCUCAGCAGCUUGCCGCCCAGCAGGCUGCACUAGCUGCAGCCUCCUCCAGAUCUCCACCGGGGUCACUGGUCACUGCACUGGCCAGGCCUUUGCUAGCUGGGCCCACCGUCCCUCGGGUAUCCGAUAAGAGCAGCAUGGACUCUGAACCAGAGGAUGAUGCCUUCGAAGAGGAGGAUCCUGCCAGCGACCUGGAGGAUGAGGAAGAGGCAAGGGGAGAUCUUGAUGAGGAUGAAGAGGAUGAGGAAGAAGAGGAGGAGGACGUAGAGUAUCUCAGGAAGCAGGCUGCUGCUGUAGUGCCGACUCAGAGACCUCCCCCUGCCCAUCAUCCAUCUGUUAGUGGACAAUCCCAACAGCAGGGAAACGGUCAGCCCAUUUCACCAAGUCAAGCACAUUCUAAAUCACCUGCUAGCCACCACGAUUGGGGUUAUGAAGAACAGUUCAAACAGCAUGGAAGUCUGGCCUGGAAUGACGACGCUGAUGGUGGACGAGCAAGGGAGGCCGCCAAAGACUUCGCAAAGCUGUAUGAACUGGACAGUGACCCUAAACGGAAGGAGUUCCUGGAUGAUCUGUUUGUUUUCAUGCAGAAGAGAGGAACGCCAGUGAACCGGAUUCCCAUAAUGGCAAAGCAAGUGUUAGACUUGUACAUGUUGUAUAAGCUCGUCACAGAGAAGGGCGGACUAGUGGAAGUUAUCAAUAAGAAGAUUUGGCGAGAAAUCACUAAAGGCCUCAACUUACCUACCUCAAUUACCAGCGCAGCCUUUACACUCAGGACUCAAUACAUGAAAUACCUCUACCCUUAUGAAUGUGAAAAGCAAUCACUUAGCUCGCCCACAGAGCUCCAGGCAGCAAUUGACAGCAACAGGCGGGAGGGCAGAAGACCCAGCUACAGCUCGGCUCUCUUUGGCUACACUCCGAGCUCGACAACCACCCUUCUAUCCCCUGCCAAGGUCCAUCUAUCAUCGAUGAAUGUUCCUACCUCCAAUGGUACCCACCUCUCACCAGGGCUGCUCAUCAAAAAAGAGGAUGCAGCAGCUGGGGCCUGCUCUUUGACGCCCGGCCGGAUCCACAUCCCAUUGGCCCAGGGCGGGCACCCUUCCUCGGCCCAGGCUGUCACCCUGGAGCAGCUGAGGGAGAAGCUGGAGGGUGGGGAGCCCCCCGAGAAGCGGAUGGCCAGACUCGCCGAAGGCCAACAGCGCCUGAUGCAGCAGGCCCUGCAGCAGAACCUCUUCGCCAUGGCGACCCACGUGCCUAUGAGCAUCAAAAUCAACGGGAAAGAUGAUCGACAGGAGCUUGCAUUGAACUUGUCAACGAAUGGUAUCAGCAGCAUUAAUAUGUCCAUUGAGAUUAAUGGCACUCUCUAUACAGGAGUGCUGUUCGCUCAGAGACCAGCUGUGCAUGUGAUCACAGGACCCGGCAGCAGCACCUCUGGUUCACAGAGCACCUCCAGUCCUACCUCCGUCAAGGGCCCCACCUCCGCCGAGCCCUCCACCAGCGGCUCCCCCUGA
This is a messenger RNA of Carcharodon carcharias (great white shark), 1793 nucleotides long. It is a transcript of the gene arid3b, whose product is annotated as AT rich interactive domain 3B (BRIGHT-like). Gene Ontology annotation, biological process: regulation of transcription by RNA polymerase II. The record is from RefSeq and is a predicted model, not a curated record. Gene Ontology annotation, molecular function: DNA binding. The transcript is spliced from 9 exons. Gene Ontology annotation, cellular component: nucleus. NCBI's taxonomy places the organism in Eukaryota, Metazoa, Chordata, Chondrichthyes, Lamniformes, Lamnidae. The coding region runs from base 63 to 1793 and encodes 576 amino acids.